AUAAAUUUCUCAAGCCGACAUUACUCCAGAAGAGUAUGACAGCGGCGUUAUGACACUAUCGGCUAUUGUUUGGCCCGCGGUUUUCAGCCACACGCGGCAGCAGUGGUUAGGUGCGUUGACAAUGUUGUUGUCCAACAAUAGCCCGUCAUCAGCAGCAGCGCACACGUACGCGACGUCAGUGUGUAUGUGCGCGUCCAACUUUGCAUAAAUUUAGGUGCCAAGUGGUAAACAUAUAAACAUUUGGGUUGGUGUAUGUUUGCAUUGUUGGUGUUUGUGUGAGGGGUGCUAGUGCUAAAUAUUAAUUAUACAGGAAUUUUGCGGGUUGCAUACCAUUAAGGCGCAGUUUUGGGAACGAGCUUCUGUCAGUUGCAUGAAUUUUACAGUUUUACAAGUGCCGAAAUUGGCAUACAAUUAACGGUAUGUCUAAUUUGGCGUUGGAUUCAACUGCAGCAAUUCAAAUUUACAUUUUUGUCGCUCAAAAUGCUUGCCAAUGUUUCUAUUGUCUACAAAAACUUUCAUGUUAUUCAAAAACUGUCAAAACUUCCCACCUCUUUCCCACAACCUUGACUCAGUUUGCUGGCGCAAAACAGAACAAUUUAUUCCAGAUCCAAGCACUGCAGUGCACUGUUUGUCACCGGUGUUACGAUUCCAGCUAAUCGUCGUCUAACCUGACAGUUGUCGGUUGCUUUCAUUGCCGGUCAGUCUCGGAAGCGGAAUGACUAAACCAGCGGCGCGGUGUGGCGCGAACUUUGCAAACCAUGAUUAAUUGUUGUCUAAGUCGGCAGCUGCGCCUCAACGCGCCCGGGCUAAAAGCUUCAAGCUUACCUCUAUUCUCCGAGGACACCCGCCACUACGACCAUCGAAUGGUGGAGCGCGGCAUUUGCGUCCAAAACUGCGAAAAGUUCCUGUACGCAGGGGAGUCCCACCACGAGGGGGAUCACUCGUACGCCGAACUGUUCCGGGCCUGCAUAGGGCAACAGCUGAAAGAUGGUUACGACCUGCAGAUUGAACCGGAUGUUCAGGUGUACUACUGUUACAACAAGACCAAUGAGACACCGCCUUUAGAUGUUCUCGGGGUAAUCUUCAUCCUAGUCGUAAUCAUUAUCGCCAUCCUGGUGAUCUACUCCACCGCGUACGAUCUGACGCUGCAAACGGCUCAAAAGUUUCCCCAAAAUUACUUCUCAACGCCACACAAAACUAGUCAAGAUAACUUAAGGACGGCCUUCUCCUUCCCACGGAACAUCCGUCGACUACGAGAACCCUUGAACACGGAAAUCCGUCAAGAUCUAAGCUUCCUUGAGUCGUUCCGCUUCAUCCAGAUGAUGCGGGUCGUCCUGCUUCACAUCGUGCUAGCGCUGGCCAAGAUGCCCAAGGUCAACCCGGACGCUACCGAACACAUACUGCACCGGCCGCCGGUCAUGCUGUACGUGGCCGAGUUCCAGAAUUACGUCCAGACGUUCUUCUCGAUCUCGGGCAUGCUGCUGACGAUCAACUUCCUCGAGCACACCCGCAAGAACCCCCACUUUGAGGCCCGGUACUGGCUGGACCGGUUGCGGGCCCGGUUGUACCGGAUCGUGCCAGCGUACGCGUUCAUCCUGCUGCUGGAGGUGUCCAUUACGCGACGCUUUAUGGUCGGCCCGCUGGCCCAGCAGAUGAUUGGCGAGUCGCAGACCCAGUGCCGCAAGUGGUGGUGGAACAAUCUGCUGUUUGUCAACAACUACGUCGCGCCGGAGCAACCGUGCCUCCUCCAAACGUGGUACCUCUCGGCGGACAUGCAGCUCUUCCUGCUCGGAAUCACCACCCUCACGCUCAUCUGGCGCUGGCCACCGCUAAAAAAGUACCUCCUCACCGCCGGCAUCCUCUGGGGCAUCUGCUGCGUCGCCAUUGUCACCUACGCCAAGAACCUCCCCCCGCUCAUGUCCAAAAACCUCAAACUAUACAACGACUACAACUUUGGCCACGGCUACUUCCAGCUGUACAUCCCGUUCCACAUGAACAUCACCGUGUACUUUGCCGGAAUGUGGGCCGGAUUUCUGUACUACCGCUUCCGAGAGGCCCGGUCCUCCUUCUUCAAGCUCCAACUCCAAUGGACGGUCCUGUGGAUCCUCAUCGUGCUGUACUUCCUGUCACUCUUCACCGGGGCGUGGGUAGUCCAGAACCAAGCGACGCUGCCGGCGCUCUUCCUGGCCCUGUACGCCACCUGGUUCAAGCACGCUUGGGGUCUACUCAGCACGAUCAUGCAGCUGCGGACGGCCCUGUCCAUCGCACGGUCCCGCUUCCGAACCUUCUUCAGCCAUCCGAUCUUCGCGGUACUCGGAAAGCUUUGCUACAGCUUCUACCUGAUCCACGUGACCGUGAUCAUGCAGGUGCUCGGAUCCGCCAAGCAACCGAUCUACUUCAGCAUACGGGGUAUUGUAAGUACCAAUUUGUCUUCAAAUGUCGCCAACGAGUGUCUAACCUCAAUCUCCCAUCUUAGUUCGACUUCUUCCUAACGAUUUGGAUGAGGACGUUUCUGUACGGUGCAUUGCUGUGCCUGCUGAUCGAACUUCCGGCGAAUGUGGCAUUGAAGGAGUUGUUCGAGAGUAAAUCUAGCAAAAAGAGUCCAGUGCCGACUAGUGAAAAGUAACACAGAGUGAAGGAUGACUGAAGUAGCAAAUUUAAAUAUGGAAAUAUACGUAAAAUUUUAA
Messenger RNA from Culex pipiens pallens (northern house mosquito), 2687 nucleotides. RefSeq names its product nose resistant to fluoxetine protein 6-like. Lineage: Eukaryota; Metazoa; Arthropoda; Insecta; Diptera; Culicidae. The transcript has 4 exons. Gene Ontology annotation, molecular function: acyltransferase activity, transferring groups other than amino-acyl groups. The coding region runs from base 759 to 2492 and encodes 577 amino acids. The record is from RefSeq and is a predicted model, not a curated record.